Messenger RNA from Trichomonas vaginalis G3, 1491 nucleotides. Its product is annotated as photosystem I iron-sulfur center-related family. The transcript has a single exon. NCBI's taxonomy places the organism in Eukaryota, Parabasalia, Trichomonadida, Trichomonadidae. Gene Ontology annotation, molecular function: iron-sulfur cluster binding. The coding region runs from base 1 to 1491 and encodes 496 amino acids. The record is from RefSeq and is a predicted model, not a curated record.
AUGCUCAAGCCUUGGCUUUCACAUCAAACAUUCGAUCGGUUUGCAAAAGUUAUCAUUGAUGGAAAGCAAAUCGAUUUCAAGAGCCAAGAAACGAUAUUAGAACUGCUUUCGAAGAAUAAUAUUAAUAUCCCUCAUAAAUGUCAAGGAACUGGCGAUUGCAGACUGUGUAAAGUUCUUGUAAAUGGUGUACCUAGACAAUCCUGUGAAGUUAUUGCUAAAGAUGGGAUGAUAAUUAGCACAAAAGAUCCAAAUAUCAAAAAUAAUAUUGAAAACAAAGUUAAAAUCUAUGCAUCCUUUGAUCCAGAUGUUGAAAAAGCAUAUCAUCUUAUCAAAAAUCCAUCAAUGAAGCAACAUCAUAUUGAUAUAACAACAGGAUCAAUUCAACUUAACCAUGAGACGUGUAUCGAUUGUUUCAAGUGUGUAGAUGUUUGUCCAGCACAUGUUUUAACAAAAGGAGACCAUCUCCAGACAUUUGGAUAUUUCGGAUUGAAAGAAUCAGGAUGUUUAAGUUGCGGAAAUUGUCUUGAAGUUUGUCCAACGAAAUCUUUCUCUAUAACAGACAAUUCCGGGCUCUUUAGAUCAGCCAUGUCCAAGAAGAAUACAUUAAAAGUUCUUGUAGCUGAUUUAUCCAUUAUUUCGCGAAUAGAAGAAGUGUUAAAUCUUCCAAAGAAUUCCAUUGAUUUAGAAAAUUUUUCAAAAUUUUUGAAGAAUUUAGGAUUUGAUUAUUUUCUUGACCAAGGAUUGAUAAAUGACUACAAGAUCAUAAAGAAUUCCACAAAACUCAUCAACCAUUCAACACAGUUCUACCAGAGAACAUUUGGAUCUUUCUGUCCGACGUUGACAAGAAAAUAUGUUGAAUAUGUAAUGAAUCCAGAAAAGAAAAUUUUUGAGUAUUUAACAUCUCCUGGAUUAGAUGUAACGACUUUUGUUGUGACUGAUUUCCUUUCCAAACGAUCUGAGGCUACUUUUUAUAUGAGCAAUCCAGAGAUCUUCUAUUCUCUUGGUUUAACAUCGAAUGAAUUUUUGGAUUUCGUCAAAAAUCAAAAGCCUUCAUUUGACGGAGAUUCUCUUUGCAGAAUUUCCCCUCUUGGAUCUGAAGAAGGAGCAAAAGCUGUAACAUCUGAGAAGUUUGCAAAUGCUGUUAUCUCAACAUUUGUUAAAAAUUAUACGACAGCAAAACCUCCUCAUCUUUCUUUUAACAAAGUUGAUGAAGGAAUCAAAGUUGCGGAUUUCCAUAUCGGAGCAGAAACAAAAGCUCAAGCCGCCAUUAUUGAAUCUGCUGCAGAUGUAGAAAGACUGUUGGAUAUGAAAUUCAACAAUCUUAUUUACAUUUCUCCAAAUGAGAAAAAUAGAAAUAUUGAUAUUAAUUAUCGCCAAAUUCAGAGAGAUUAUAAGUUUGCUAAUGUUAACCCAGAAGCAAAGAGACUUUAUUCUAAGUAUCUUGAAGAAGUUGACCAUGAACUUGCAAUGAAAAGGAAAUGUACAUGUUAA